UGCAGCAGAUUUGCACAGCUCUCCAGAACCACACUAGGACGAAAUGGGAUGGGCCACUGGUAUCAAAGAAGCCUCCCAUCAUUUCAUGACUGGCACAAACUCUCAAGUGCCGAGCUCCUUGGUUAAAUGUAUUUAGAGCUGGACCGGAUCUGUAUGAUGCCUUUUACUUCCCCAUAGAUUUCAUUUUAAGUAUCACGAGCAGAGCAGUCACAACCCUUCAGUGCAUCAUCUGAAUGGAAAUAUGGACACCUUCAAAGGAGGAAUUUUGACUCAACAUGUCCAGGAACUAUGAGCCUGGUCACUCAGUAGGGAUGUUGGCUGCCGUGGAACAUGGUCCCAUCCUCUGCAGCGACUCCAACAUCCUCUGCCUCUCGUGGAAAGGCCGGGUUCCCAAGAGCGAGAAGGACAAGCCUGUGUGCCGGAGACGGUACUACGAGGAGGGCUGGCUCGCCACGGGGAACGGGAGAGGAGUUGUUGGGGUGACAUUUACAUCAAGUCACUGCAGGAGGGACAGAAAUACCCCCCAAAGAAUCAAUUUUAACCUACGAGGGCAUAACAGCGAGGUUGUCUUGGUGCGUUGGAAUGAACCCUUUCAGAAGCUGGCCACGUGUGAUAUGGAAGGAGGUAUUUUUGUAUGGAUUCAAUAUGAGGGAAGAUGGUCUGUGGAGUUAGUGAACGACAGAGGAGCUCAGGUGAGUGACUUUACCUGGUCCCAUGAUGGCACUCAGGCCCUCAUUGCGUAUAGGGAUGGCUUUGUGUUAGUCGGGUCAGUCAGCGGACAGAGACACUGGUCGUCUGAGAUCAACCUGGAGAGUCAAAUCACCUGUGGCAUCUGGACACCUGACGAUCAGCAGGUAUUGUUUGGUACGGCGGACGGUCAGGUGAUAGUGAUGGACUGCCAUGGACGGAUGCUAGCCCAUGUUCUCUUGCACGAGUCUGACGGGAUUGUGAGCAUGUCCUGGAAUUGCCCCAAUUUCCUAGUGGAGGACAGUACAGAGAGUGACACUGACUCAGACGACAAUGUUCUGCCUUUAGUGCGGAGGGUCAAGCCUUUGCUGACCGUCAGCUUCUUAUCAGGAGAUAUCAGUUUAAUGAACAACUAUGAUGACCUCUCACCUAACAUAAUUCGCUCAGGACUGAAAGAUGUUGAGGUCCAGUGGUGCUCCCAGGGAGACCUGCUGGCUGUGGCCGGCAUGGAGAGACACGGGCUCCCUUCCGACUCCGCCUGCGCAUCCAUCAUGCGGAAUGCCCUUGUUAAGUUCUAUAAUGUCCAAGGAGAGCACAUUUACACUUUAGAGACGCCUGCACAGAGACCCAUCACCACCAUUUGUUGGGGCCAUAGGGACUCUCGGCUGUUCCUUGCAUGUGGACCAGCUCUAUAUGUGGUGCGUGUGGAGCACAGGGUGGCCAGCCUCCAGCUGCUGUGCCAGCAGGGCAUUGCCAGUGCCCUGCGAGAGGAGAGAGAUGUGGGGAAACUGAACAUGCCCUCCCUUCUCUGUUCCUAUGUGACCACUGCUUUCAUACCAACCAUCAAGCCUCCGAUUCCUGACCCCAACAACAUCCGUGACUUUGUUAGCUAUCCCACAGCUGGCAAUGAGAGGCUCCACUGCACCAUGAAGCGAGCAGAGGACAACCCCGAGGCAGGUGGACCCUGCUACACUCUCUACCUGGAACACUUGGGAGGACUAGUGCCCAUCCUCAAAGGACGACGCAUCAGCAAGCUCCGGCCUGAGUUUGUCAUUAUGGAUCCAAAAACAGACAGCAAGGCAGAGGAGGUGUGUGUGAAUCCCAUGAUCUCCUACACUGACAGCUGUAACUGCUCAGACUCCAGCGACAUUGAGCUGAGUGAUGAGUGGGUUGGGAAGAAGUCACCAAAGUUAUCCAGAGGAAACAGAUCACCCAAACUCUCCAGAAUGAACAUGGAAUCUAGAAAAUCUCCUAAACUUUCACGGGCCAAUCAGGAAGGUCAGCGAUCUCCACGGUUACCAACAAAGAAGCCACCAGUUCGUUCCCCUAGUCUGACACGCCGAGAGUUUUCCAUGGACGGAAUUACAGAGCACAAUUACCUCGCUCAAGUUACAUCCAACAUCUGGGGGACAAAGUUCAAAAUUGUUGGGCUUGCUUCUUUCCUGCCUGCCAAUCUCGGUGCAGUCAUUUAUAAGACCAGUUUGCUUCAUCUGCAACCGAGACAGAUGACAAUCUACCUUCCAGAAGUGCGAAAGAUUUCACUUGACUUCAUGAGCCUGCCUGUUUUCAACCCGAAUGUGUUUAGCGAAGAUGAGGAUGACUUACCAGUGAUGGGUCCAUCUGGAGUGGCUGGGGACAAUCCUCCCUGCACAGUUAACAUUCCCAUUGCUCCCAUCCAUAGUCCAGCCCAGGCCAUGUCCCCAACUCAGAGUAUUGGCCUGGUUCAGUCUCUUCUGGCCAAUCAGAAUAUUCAGCUUGACGUUUUGACCAAUCCUACAGCCACUGCAGCAGCAGCGGCAGCGGCGGCAGCAGCUUCUGUCCCUGUUGCUGAUCACAGCCAGGACACUGUUGCAGCACCGUACCCAGUGCCAACUAGAUACUCUAACCCUGGACAGGUGAUCUUCAGUGGGCUAGAGAUGGGACCUCUUCUCCCCGGUACGUUACCUCCCCCACCUCCGCCUCACCAUCUUCCACCUCAGCCACAUCCACCGCGGUCUCAUCCACAGCAGCCUCACCAACAACAGUCAAAGCAGUCACAGCAAAUACAGACACAACAGCAGCAGAAAUUGCAUCUUCAACAACAACAGCAGCAGCAGCAGCAGCAGCAACACCACCAUCAACCGCAACAAUCACAGCAGCAACAACAACAAGCACAGCAAAUACAGCAGCAACAUCAACAGCUGCAGCAGCAACUACACCACCACCAGCAACUACAUCAACAACAGCAGCAACAACAUCAUCAACAGCAACAACAACAGCAGCAACAACAGCAACAGCAGCAGCAACAUCAACAGCAUCAGCAUCAACAACAGCAGGUUCAGCAGCACCAUCAAAUGCAACAAAAUCAGCAGCAGGUGUCAAGCCAACAACAGUUUCAGCAUCAACAGCAGAUCCAACAGCAACAGCAACAGAUGCAACUGCAACACGAGCAGAUGCAGCAACAGCAGCAACAGAUGCAACAGCAACAGCAGCAAAUCCGACAACAGAUUCAAGAGAUGAGGCAGCAGCAGCAACAGCUCCAGCAGCAACAUCAGCAGAUCCAACAGCAACAUCAACAGAUGCAGAGGCAACACCAACAAAUGCAGCAGCAACUGAAGAUGCAGAUCACACUGCCUCCUCCUCCCUCGGGCUAUCCAACCAUCUCCUUACAGCAGCUUCAUCUUCUGCCACAGAUUCCUCCUCCCACCACUGAGCCUGGACUAGACAGGGGAGAACAUGGACACACUCUGAAGCCAAGUCUGCCCCGGUCUUUACCUCCCUCUUUCAUUGAUGCCGAAGGAUCAGUGGAGAUUCAGAUGAGGAAGGUGAAUCCUCCUCCUCCAUAUCCAGGUACGGUGGUUUCUGCAGCUGCAGCAACAGCCUCAGCUCCUCCUCAAACCCUCAUCACCAACUGUGACAGCCCCAGUGUCCUGGCGCCAGAUUCCUGCCUCAAGAAGGACGAAUUCUUGCUUCACCCAGUUACGUUACAGUACCCAACACCUUUGGGAUAUGAAAGGAUCACCACCUUUGACAGCAGUGGAAAUGUGGAGGAGGUGUGCCGGCCACGUAGACGCCUCAUUCGCAACCAGAAUGCAUAUGCUGUCCAAGGCAUUGGAGGCUCAGCCACACUCAAAGUCACUUCAUCUGAGAAUAAAAAAAUACAGCUUCCCUACAGCUCAGCAACGUUAAGCCGUCUCUCUGUGCCCAGAUACUCAAUACCGAGUGGAGACCCUCCUCCUUACCCUGAUCCAGCAAAUCAAGUAACUGCAACACUUCCGCCUCCCCAGAGAAUUGACAAUAGUCUGAUUCAUGCCACUUUAAGAUGUGACCGCAGAGAUGUGGGGCUCAAAGUGCCACAGAUGAUGGCUGAUAGCUCGAGAACCCUUCCGACCAAGUCCAAAAUGAACAGUGCCCUAGCGCUGUCCUACCAGCAGAGGGUGCCCACUGCAUUGUACACAUGCACACAGUGUAGCAGCAAUAGCAGCAGCACCAGUGUCAGUGUCAGUGGUGGUGGAACUACCAGCAGUGGCAUUGCAGGUGGCACAGUGGUGAGGCAGGAUUUUCCACCAGGGAAAGGUGCACAUCACAGUACCAUCAUUGUGCACUCCAAAAGUGCGUCUCCCCUGGCCUCCCAGUCAUCUUACAGUCUGCUGAGCUCUGUGGAUAACAGUAGGGACAGAACAGUGUACGUUAACUCUGCCUUUACUGAAGAUGAGACUCUAAAUCAGCAGUGUCACCUUGAGAAAUCGGUACGUCACCUUACUUUAGGUGAUGUCAGUUUGACAGUUAAACGCCCGCCACCUUACCAGUGGGACACCUCCACUACAGAGGAGUUCUGGCUGUCCCCAGAGCAGACUAUGUUGGCUCCCCCACCAGGACCUCACAAACCACCUCCACUCAUUUUUAGUCAAGCUCAGCACUUGGAUAUGAGCCGGUUACCUUUUGUUCUCACAACUAAACCUCCCACUAGUCCCAGCACUAGCACUCUUACAUUCCCAUCAGGUUACCAGAUAUCCCUCUCACCAUUUCCUCCAGGUGUGGGUCACAGUGGACCAACACUUCAGCCCUUGCAGAACCCUCCACCACAGUGCUCUCCCAAUGAAGUGGUUGCCCCAGUUCCUUUUGCUCAGCAGGACCCCAGUUUGGUCUUACCACCAGGAUACCCACCCAACCUUGCUAACUUGGCUUGCUGCCCUCUGCCUCCAAUGUACCCCGGGGCCAGCUCAUGUGCUGGACUUCAGCUGCACCCUGUUAACUUGCACCCCUGGAAUCCCUACCCCUGCCCACCUCCCAUGCAAGACCCUCCAUCCCAUCCUGCCCCACCUCUCCCCACCAAAACUCAUCAGAUGUUAGAGAAGCCAAUUCUCUCCCCACCUCCUCCAACUGCACCACCUCCACCUCCACCUCUCCCUCCCCCUCCCCCACCCACUGAGCUACCACCAUCCAAAAGUGCUACAGAAGAUCUAGCAGAGUCUGCCAACAACUUUCCAGAGCCAUCGUCCCUCAAUGAAAGCCCUGUCCCGCAAGAAUCAGAGCGCUUCAGCAAAAAGAGCCGUAAAAGACUGGACAGCAGAGCUGAGGAGGCCAAUAUGCCGACUGUCUCAGAGGGCAAAUCCAGGAAGGAGGGGCGUGCACUUUCUGACUUCAACACUCUCAUUUCCAGCCCAAGGCUUGGUGGCAGAGAGAAGAAGAAGCCCAAAGGUCAGAGGGAGCAACUCAAUAAAACCAAGAAGAUGAACAGGACCACAAAUGAGUUCCAGGACAGUUCAGAGAGUGAGCCGGAGCUUUUUAUUAGCGGCGAUGAGCUAAUGAACCAGAACCAGAGCAGCAAAAAGAGCUGGAAGAACAAGCGCAGCCUACGCAUGGCAAGUGAGCUGGAGGAGAUUAAAUGCCGCAAAGCAAAUGAGAGAGAAGACCGCAGUUUGGGCAGCCAAGGAUUUGUUUACGUUAUGGCCAAUAAACAGCCAUUAUGGAAUGAAGCCACCCAAGUCUACCAGCUUGACUUUGGAGGACGUGUUACUCAGGAGUCAGCGAAGAACUUCCAGAUUGAGCUGGAUGGUAGACAGGUGAUGCAGUUUGGGAGAAUUGAUGGCAAUGCCUAUAUUCUGGAUUUCCAGUAUCCUUUUUCAGCAGUGCAGGCAUUUGCUGUUGCCUUGGCCAACGUGACUCAACGGCUUAAGUGAAAAAGGUGCUCUAAUCUGUGCUUGUGACAAAAUAAAGACUUAUUUUGUUAUUUUAGGUCGAUUCAAAUGAAUAGUUAAUGGCCUUCAACCCAUCAAUGUGGGAUAUCAGUUGGGUAAAAUGAGGUGUCAGAGUUCUUUUUUUUGCAAGAGGAGAUUAAUAUAUAACUUGUUCUCUCACAUGCAAAUAAUUUACAAUCAAUCUCUGGAGGGCAAUAUUAAUCUGAGAAAAUGUUAGUGAAAGAAAAACCUUGCUAGAGAUCCAUCAUUGUCAGUUCAUGUGUUGAAUGUACUCAAGCUGAUAUUAUUCAUUAUUUAAAUGUUGGAUAAACAGAGGUUAAAAGACAUACAUGUUCAAACGAAUUUCAAAAGUCGAACCUGGAAGUACAGUGCCACCUGUGGUGCUAAUAACAUUCUCUUCACUAAAGUUGAUUGAAAGCACUUAGAUUGCAAUGACUGACAGUAUGUGAUGACCAAUCGAGACUUUUAAAUGUGUUUCAAAGUGAUAAAUGUUUUGGUUGCAUUUGUGUUGUCUGUGUGGCAAAAAUAGACCUUUAUCUUUAUUUAUUUAUGGUGUGAUCCAAAGUUGCAGAGAGAUUAAUUUUCACCACCACAUCAUAUAUCAUAUAUAUGUAAAAACAAAUCCACUUUUAUCCACUUUCAGUCAGUAUAGCUUAUUCUUUGGGACAGUUCAGUGUUGGCUUAGCAGUUUCCUGUGAUAUAAUAACUUUUUUUCUAAUAUUCUUUUCUCAUAAAUCCAUGUAUAUUCAAGGGAAAGUGUUUCCAUCCAUUUCAUGUUUUAAAUCUCUCAAAAAGUUUGAUGUGCAAUAGAGGACCAUAUUGAUUGUGUAAAUGCAACACAAAGAGUGAAAAAAGAGUUAAAACAUGAAGGUAAAAUUGGUCAUAGUUUAUCAUAUUUCUGUCCGUGUUUCUGCUAUGAAGUGGUCUAAUGACUCUAAUGUGGUAAAUUAUUAAUUUUGUCAUGAAUAAUUUUUUAUUUUGAUGUGUUUGUCAAAACUACAUUGUUCGUUGUUUUUCAUCUCCAAAACUCUCCUCUGAAAUGUCUUAUUAUGUCGCAAGAAAUGGUCUGUACUAUAGGUUUACAUGUGAUCUGAAAGAGGAAAAAGAAAAAAAAAAAAAAAACUUUAAUGAUCCCUGCGGGGAAAUUGGGUCAAAAUAAGCUGCAUAUCCUGACCAGACUAUCCUGUGUAAAGAUCCUAGAUCCUCUCAGUUUCUCUUAAGCUUGGUUGACUCUGUGUUGUUGUCACUGGGUGUUUAUGAUGCUACUUGAAAAUUGCAUUUGAAUGUGAAGUAGUUUGCCUCUCCGGAAAUCAAUGCUGCUUUAGAUAGAUCAUAAUGCUACCUAAUUAGAACCGAUGUUGUACUCGCAAAUCAGAACAUGAAGCUGCUUGUGCUGUCUAUUUAGUAAAUAGCCUGAUGUCAUUAUAUGCUUAAACUAUUGUGCUCAUACGUUGCUUAUUUCAGUAACUAAGUUAUUUGCCUUUGCUUUGACAUAACACCAACAGAUUUUGGAUGUUAAGCUUGUAGAAAAAAAAAAGACUGAGAAAACGCUCAGUUUAACUUGUGACAAAGCAAAAGUAUUAAGUAAACCAUAUUAUUAAAGUGUAAAGAUUAAUUAUUACUAGGAGUGAGAUUCAUGUAGAUUUGGUGCUAACGUUUAAAGAAACACUUGUGGAACGUAUGGACAUUUGUCUUUUGCUGAUUCAAGGUUAUUUUAAAGUACUCUGAGAAAAUAUUUUGCAAUAAUCCAAUGCAGAGAUUUUUCAUUUAAGAAUGCCGCUUCAGAGACUCCAUGGGCCACAGUGUGUGUGUCAGUUAUCAUAAUUACUGCCUAAUGAAUAUUUGGUUGCCAGAUUUUUUUUUUUUUUUUUUUUUUUGGUCUUAUUUUGUAAAAGAAACAAUUAUGAUAUGACCGUAGGUUAAAUGGACCUAUAGGCUACCCAAAAGGUAAUUAAAAAAAUCUUUUAUUUCAGA
Molecule: messenger RNA, 7841 nt
Organism: Myripristis murdjan (pinecone soldierfish)
Lineage: Eukaryota; Metazoa; Chordata; Actinopteri; Holocentriformes; Holocentridae
Gene: tulp4b
Product: TUB like protein 4b
Exons: 15
Coding region: 276-5849 (1857 amino acids)
Molecular function (GO): protein binding
Source: RefSeq, a predicted model, not a curated record